GCGUCCGCUCGGUUGGCGCGAAAGUCGGUUCCCGAUCUCGGCCCUUCCGGGUUGUGCAGCGUUAGCUUCGGGCUGGGGGCGCCGCCGAGGGCGGGGGCUGCGCGCCGGGCUGGCGCCCGACCCCAGCCGCCGUCCUGCCGGCCGCGCGCCCCCCGACUUGAUGCCCGUGGGCCCUCGGGCUCCACCUAGUUCAGCUAUGUCCAGAAAUGACCAAGAGCCGUUUCUUGUGAAGUUUUUAAAGUCUUCGGACAAUUCAGAAUGUUUUUUUAAGGCUCUUGAGUCAAUAAAGGAAUUACAAUCAGAAGAUUAUCUUCAGAUUAUUACAGAUGAGGAAGCAUUGAAGAUAAAAGAGAAUGACAAAUCGCUUUAUAUCUGUGACCGUUUCAGUGGCGCUGUUUUUGAUCAUCUUAAACAGCUUGGCUGCAGGAUUGUUGGUCCUCAAGUAGUCACGUUUUGUAUGCGCCACCAGCAGUGUGUCCCAAGAGCUGAGCAUCCAGUCUACAACAUGAUUAUGUCUGAUGUAACUAUAUCAUGUACAAGCCUUGAUAAAGACAAAAGGGAAGAAGUUCAUAAAUACGUACAAAUGAUGGGUGGACGAGUAUACAGAGACCUUAAUGUAUCAGUCACUCAUCUCAUCGCAGGAGAAGUUGGGAGCAAAAAAUACUUAGUUGCUGCUAAUCUGAAGAAACCUAUUAUGCUUCCUUCUUGGAUAACAACACUUUGGGAGAAGUCACAAGAAAAAAAAAUAACCACAUACACUGACGUAAACAUGGAAGACUUUAAGUGUCCUGUUUUUCUUGGUUGCAUUAUCUGUGUGACUGGCUUAAAUGGUAUACACAGAAAGACAGUCCAGCAACUUACAGCUAAGCACGGAGGCCAGUACAUGGGGCAGUUGAAGAUGAAUGAGUGUACACACCUCAUUGUGCAAGAACCAAGAGGACAAAAAUACGAAUGUGCCAGGAGAUGGAAUGUGCACUGUGUGACCCUGCAAUGGUUUCAUGACAGUAUUGAGAAAGGCUUUUGUCAGGAUGAAUCUAUAUACAAGGCUGAACCUAGAGCACAAGUAAAGACGGUGCCUGAUACUUCAACACCCACUGCUCAGAGCAAUGCCACGGCUGGAAGUCACACACUCUCAGAUGUCAGCCAUAUAUCCAACAUAAAUGGCAGCUGUAUAAAUGAAACAAUGUUUGGUUCAACCACUAGCAAACUUGAAUGUUCACUUGAAAACCUAGAAAAUCUGGACAUCAGUAUGUUUCAAGCUCCUGAAGAUUUAUUAGAUGGCUGUCGGAUAUAUCUUUGUGGUUUUAGUGGCAGAAAGCUUGAUAAGCUGAGAAGGCUUAUUAACAGUGGAGGUGGAGUUCGAUUUAAUCAACUAAAUGAAGAUGUAACUCAUGUAAUUGUGGGAGAUUAUGAGGAUGAUGUGAGGCAGUUCUGGAGCCGAUCAUCUCACAGGCCUCAUGUAGUGGGAGCAAAGUGGUUGCUGGAGUGUUUUAGUAAAGGAUAUAUACUUCCUGAAGAGUCCUAUAUCCAUACCAACUACCAGCCAGCUGGAAUUCAAGGUUCAGAUCAGCCCGGAAACCAGACAGCUGCCUUAGAAAAGAGUGGCACAAUCUCUGAGAAAGACUUCGUUCCUAGUGAGAAGCUUCAGCAAGCUGAUGAGGAUCUGCUUGCUCAGUAUGUAAAUGAUGGCCCCACAAUAGUUGAAGCUAAGCUGUCUGAAGCUAUAGCGCCUGAAGUUGGGCCUUGCACUGGUUCUGCUCACCUUGAGCCCUGUGAUGAUUCCACUCACAUUUCUGUGCAAGAGGAAGAAAACAAGCCACCUUUCAGUCACUGUCUCCUUGAUGGCUCUACAGUUCCUGAGGAAGGCUUAUUUAGCCAAAAGAGUUUCCGUGUUUUGGGUUUUAGUGUUGAAAAUGAACGAAAUAUUAUAAACAUCAUAAGAGAGCAUGCUGGCAAGAUUGUGUCCCUUCCCAGCAGAAUGGUUGCUGACUAUGCUGUGGUUCCACUGCUGGGAUGUGAGGUAGAAGCCACUGUGGGAGAAGUUGUUACAAACACAUGGCUGGUUACCUGUAUAGACAACCAGACAUUAGUUGAUCCCAAGUCGAAUCCCCUCUUCACACCAGUCUCAGUAAUGUCGGGAAUGACUCCUCUAGAGGACUGUGUGAUUUCCUUCAGUCAGUGUGUGGGAGCAGAAAGAGACUCCUUGGUAUUCUUAGCAAAUCAUCUUGGAGCAAGUGUUCAAGAAUUCUUUGUUCGCAAAUCCAAUGCAAAGAAAGGCAUGCUUGCCAGUACACAUCUUAUAGUCAAAGAACCUACUGGUUCUAAAUAUGAAGCUGCAAAAAAAUGGAGUUUGCCUGCAGUUAAUAUUUCAUGGCUCUUAGAAACUGCCAGAAUGGGAAAGAAAGCAGAUGAAAACCAUUUUCUGGUUGACAGUGCACCUAAACAAGAACAAGUAUUAGAAACUAAGAUACCAAAUGGAGUGAAUUCAAAUCUAGAUUCUCCAGCACAUCCUGACACACACUUGGAAAUUCACAGAAAAAGGGCUGUUACACCUUUGGACAUGAACCGCUUUCAGAGUAAAGCUUUCCGUGCUGUCAUCUCACAGCACAAUAUGCAGGACCCCGCGUCCCCUGUAAGGCAGCCACUGAGGAAGGAGCCCUCCUUACACCUGGACACACCAUCAAAGUUUCUGUCCAAGGACAAGCUUUUCAAGCCAUCCUUUGAUGUGACGGAUGCACUUGCAGCCUUGGAAACCCCAAAUGCUGCCAGCCAGAAGCGGAAACUGAGCUCACCACUCUCUGAAGUCAUCGUCAGAAACCUGACAGUUGCUUUGGCAAAUAGUUCCCGAAAUACUGGCAGUCUUUCUGCCAGCCCUCAGCUGAAGGGUGCCCAUUUGGAGGAGGAAGAGACUCCGAAACCACUUGACAAAGUUGUGGUGUGUGUGAGUAAAAAGCUCAGUAAGAAGCAGAGUGAACUGAAUGGGGUUGCAGCCUCACUGGGCGCAGAGUACAAGUGGAGUUUUGAUGAGACAGUUACUCAUUUCAUUUACCAGGGUCGGGCAAAUGAUAGUAAUCGAGAAUAUAAAUCUGCAAAAGAAAGAGGUGUGCACAUCGUGUCCGAGCAUUGGCUAUUAGAGUGUGCUCAAGAGUAUAAGCAUCUUCCUGAAUCUCUUUAUCCACAUACUUACAAUCCCAAAAUGAGCUUGGACAUCAACACAGUGCAAGAUGGGAGGCUCUGUAACAGCCGGGCACCUUUGGACAUCAGCAGAGUGCAGGAUGGGCGGCCCUGUAACAGCCAGGCACCCUUGGAGGUUUCUGCGUCUAAGGACGAUGGGCCAGGUCAUCUGUCUGUAGAAAGAAAUGAGACCGACACCAUGGGCACAAAUAACAAAGAGGCAACUCUGUUGAACGGGAAUGGAAGAGAUGACUGUAAAGGAGCUCUGACCCAGGCUUUGGAGAUGAGAGAGAAUUUCCAGAAGCAACUGCAAGAGAUCAUGUCAGCAACCUGCAUCGUGAAGACGCUGGCCCAGAAGACUAGCAUGUCAAGAAGCAGUUGUAACAGUGCUUCUUCAACUCCUGACAGUGCUCGCUCUGCUCGGAGUGGACGAAGCCGAGUCCUGGAGGCGCUCAGGCAGUCUCGACAGAUAGUACCUGAUAUCAACACAGAGCCCUCCCAAAAUGAGCAGAUCAUUUGGGAUGACCCAACAGCAAGGGAGGAGAGAGCAAGGCUCGCCAGCAACUUACAGUGGCCUAGCUGCCCAACACAGUAUUCUGAGCUUCAGGCUGAGAUAAGAAAACUGGAUGAUUCUCCUUCUCGAAAGCCUGUAUACCAUUCAGAAAUUGCUGAGCUGGCCUCGUGUGUGACUCAAGCCCCAGAGCACCCAGGCUCUGAAGAACCAGAAACUCUGGCAGCAGAAAGGCAUCUGAUCCCCGAGCCUCAAGCCUCCGCCCUGGCUUUCUCCCUAGCUAAGCCUCCUGUGGCCCCACAGCCUGUGGACAAGAUUGAAACACUGGAGGAGACGCACGUAAAACUUAAAAAACAGUAUGUGUUCCAGAUGUCAUCUCUGAAUUCUCAAGAUCGGAUUGAUUACUGUCGCCUGAUUAAAGACCUAGGUGGGUCGCUGAUUGAGAAGCAGUGCUCGGACCCCAGCUGCACACAUAUGGUUGUGGGAUACCCACUGCGCAAUGAGAAGUACUUAGCUUCCAUGGCAGCUGGUAAAUGGGUGCUUCAUCCCUCCUACCUAGACGCUUGCAAGACAGCUGGGCGCUUUGUGCGGGAAGAAGACUAUGAGUGGGGAAGUAGCUCCAUACUUGAUGUUCUCCCUGCCGUCACUGAGCACCAGCAAAAGCUAGCACUUGCAGCAAUGAGAUGGAGGAAAAGAAUCCAGCAAAGUCAAGAAGCAGGCAUUAUUGAGGGAGCAUUUAGUGGCUGGAAAGUUAUUUUACACGUUGAUCGGCCCCGAGAAGCUGGGUUCAAGCGCCUUCUCCAGGCAGGAGGAGCAAAGGUGUUACCUGGUCAUCCAGAACCUUUGUUUAAGGAUGCUACACAUCUCUUCUGUGACUUCAAUAAACUGAAACCUGAUGACUGUAGAGUUUUCAUCACAGAGGCUACUGCCCAGAACAUGGUCUGCUUGAAAACUGAAUAUAUCGCUGAUUAUCUUGUGCUGGAGUCCCCCCCUUGUGCAGAUAAUUACCGUGUAUCAGAAGCUACUUUAUUCCAUAAUAAGGAAGGUGGGCCUGGAUUACCACAGAAGAGGAGAACUCCUGCAGAGAAUGUCGGCAAACGGCCUCGAGUGCGCUGAUGUAGCCACCCCACAACCCAUGUUUUUUGAGUUUAGUGUGCUUGCCUAAAAUGCGUAAGGCCAAUCCCCAGCAGUGCGUAGGAAAAUUUUCAGCUACAACCUGUGAUGCAUUGUGUAUACGUUUAAAGGCAUAAAUCUGAAGGACUUUGCUUCAGAUUCUAAUGAUCCUGUAAAGUUGAUGCCUUUAACCUGAAUUUGAAUCACUGGAUAUUAUUGACUGUUCCUAAUAAAAAAAGGAAUUUAACUAGCUUGUCAAGCAACACUGAGUACAUAGGACUUUUCUUGUAAAUAUACGAGGCUAUAGAAGUUUUAACAAAAUUUGUUUCAAAAAAAUGUCUUAGUUCAUAAAAGCAAAAGUUACACAUUAGGGUUAUUUCAUGUUUUCAGGAUUUUUAUAUAUGUAUUCUUGCCACUUAGCCUCUUUUUUAACAAUGAAGCUGGGGCUUUAAACUUAAAAUAUGUAUAUAUGUAAAUGUGUGUAUGUAUAAACUAUCAUUUGCCAAACAUGGGCACCAAAACUAUAAAGAAUAAAAAAAUAGCAACUCAAA
Molecule: messenger RNA, 5349 nt
Organism: Mastomys coucha (southern multimammate mouse)
Lineage: Eukaryota; Metazoa; Chordata; Mammalia; Rodentia; Muridae
Gene: Topbp1
Product: DNA topoisomerase II binding protein 1
Exons: 28
Coding region: 161-4801 (1546 amino acids)
Biological process (GO): mitotic G2 DNA damage checkpoint signaling; DNA replication initiation; mitotic DNA replication checkpoint signaling
Source: RefSeq, a predicted model, not a curated record